UAUAAAUUUGUAAAACCCUCGCCUUCUUCCUCCCACUUAUUCUAUUCCUCUUCUCACUGCAACUCCUCCGCCACCACUCGCCGCCGCCUUCUCGCCAUGCCGAAGCACUAUAGGCCACCCGGGAAGAAAAAGGAAGGAAAUGCGGCGAAGUACGUUACGAGGUCCCAAGCUGUGAAGAACCUCCAAGUUAGCCUUCCAGUCUUCAGGAAACUAUGCAUCCUCAAAGGUGUUUUCCCUCGGGAACCAAAGAAAAAGGUGAAGGGAAAUCACCAUUCCUAUUAUCAUAUGAAAGAUAUCAUGUUCCUCAGACACGAUCCCUUGCUAGAGAAACUGAGAGACAUACGCGCUUAUGAGAAGAAGGUCAAGAAAGCCAUGUCAAAGAAAAACAGGGAUCUCGCCGAACGGUUGUUGACACGGAAGCCUACUUACACUCUUGACAGGCUUAUUAAGGAGAGGUACCCUAAAUUCAUUGAUGCACUGAGGGAUCUUGAUGAUUGUCUUAGUAUGGUACACCUUUUUGCUGCAUUGCCUGCUGUGGAUAGGGCUGUAGAUGGAGAAAAGAUUCCUGUGGACCGUGUCCAUAAUUGCAGAAGGUUGAGUCAUGAGUGGCAGGCCUAUAUUUCUCGCACCCAUAAACUACGGAAGACAUUCAUUUCCGUGAAAGGAAUAUACUACCAAGCAGAAGUUGAGGGGCAAAAGAUUACUUGGUUAACUCCACAUGCAUUGCAACAAGUGCUUCCUGAAGUUGAUUACAGAGUCUUGCUAACAUUUUUGGAAUUUUAUGAGACUCUUCUUGCAUUUGUUAAUUUCAAACUUUAUCAUUCAAUAAAUGUGAAGUACCCACCCAUUCUUGAUCCACGGCUGGAAGCUCUGGCUGCAGAUCUUUAUGCCUUGUCUAGAUACUUUGAUGCCAAUGCUCAAAGUUCCUCAAUGAAGACAAAAGCCAUUACUUCAACUGGGUCUGAGCAAGUUGAGGACCAGAAGGAGGGUGCAGAGCUUGAUGAGGCUGAACUGAGGCUCGCCCAACUUCAGCAGCAACUUCCUUCUAAUGAACCUGGUGCUCUGAUGCACCUUGUUGAAGAUGCUGCUAGCGAGGAUGAGGAAGAUGUAGAAACAAGGGAAUGUAAAAAUCUAUUCAAGAACAUGAAAUUCUUCUUGAGUCGUGAGGUUCCUAGAGAGUCAUUGCUGUUUAUCAUCCCUGCUUUUGGUGGCAUUGUUUCUUGGGAAGGUGAAGGAGCACCAUUUGAGGAGUCUGACCAGAGCAUCACUCAUCAGGUUGUUGAUAGGCCAGCACAAGGUCGCAAGUUCCUCACCAGAGAAUAUGUCCAGCCGCAGUGGGUCUAUGAUUGUGUGAAUGCGCGCAUUAUAUUGCCGACUGAAAAAUAUAUGGUGGGAUGUAUUCCUCCACCGCAUUUGUCUCCAUUUGUUGAUAAUGAAGCAGAAGGUCAUAUACCCGAGUAUGCAGAAGCUAUUGAACGACUGAAGGCUGCUGAAAGAAAAGAAGUCUUACCGUUGCCCGGCAUGGGAAAAGAAGAUUUAGAUGAUCCUCAGAAUUUACUAGGUAUUAUUGAUCGGGCAGAAGCUAUUGAAGCUGCUAAGAGAAAACAGAAGAUGUCAAUGUUGGAAAAACAAUAUCAUGAAGAAUUGAAACUAGAGCUUCAAGGUGCUGAGUAUUCUGCUCCCUCUACUGACAUUGAGGGCAGGGAUGCUGAAGGAGACACUGCGCCUGAUUUGCAGCAACUUGCUGAGGAUGCUGCCAAUAUGUCGAAGGUUGUAAUGCCACGCAAGAAGAGGAAGCUCCUAGAAGCAAUGGAGAUUGGCAAAGAGAGGAAACGGGCACAUGUACUUCGUCUGAAAGAGCGGAAGAAAAAGAUCGAUGAAGCCAAGAAAUCUGCAUAGAUGUGCUACUAGUCCUACAGUUAUAAUGUAUAAGGUGCUUUCUGUGUGCUGUAGUCUUGGAAUAUUAAUCUUGUAUGGCUGGCAUUAGCAAUCAUUUAUGGUUGGCUACAAUUUUGUUGUAAUAUGUGAUUUUGAACAAUCUGAUUUUAGCAAUCUUUAUACGUUUUGUAUUUUAAUUGUGGAAACUGCACUAAAAUCUCUAAUCUAAUCUGUAUGUAAUCUUCUGGCACUGAA
Messenger RNA from Sesamum indicum (sesame), 2133 nucleotides. Its product is annotated as pescadillo-like protein. Gene Ontology annotation, biological process: maturation of LSU-rRNA from tricistronic rRNA transcript (SSU-rRNA, 5.8S rRNA, LSU-rRNA); ribosome biogenesis. The record is from RefSeq and is a predicted model, not a curated record. Gene Ontology annotation, molecular function: RNA binding. Gene Ontology annotation, cellular component: PeBoW complex; nucleolus. NCBI's taxonomy places the organism in Eukaryota, Viridiplantae, Streptophyta, Magnoliopsida, Lamiales, Pedaliaceae.